Misgurnus anguillicaudatus (oriental weatherfish) is the source of this 973-nucleotide messenger RNA. The record is from RefSeq and is a predicted model, not a curated record. NCBI's taxonomy places the organism in Eukaryota, Metazoa, Chordata, Actinopteri, Cypriniformes, Cobitidae.
ACUUCUUAAAAAAAGUAACAAAACUGCAAUGUUUUGUGUUGUUGCUAUUUUUUUUAGGAUGUCCGGAGUAUUCUUAUAGGCUUACAACAAGGAAAUUGUUGAGAGCCUUGAUGAAGAUCAAGGUCAUAUCUGAUUGAGAAGUUUGGAGAAAAUCCUACAUCAGAUAUCAAAAAGGCACUGGCAUCGGGUUUGGUUGAGUCAUUUGAAUGUUUGAAAGACUCCUCAAGCACUGGCAGUGUGAAUGGGUUUCUUAUGAAAUAUGGUACUGUACACCCCAGGACGAAGGCAACGACCAGCCACUGGAUUCCUGGAGGAAAGGAUGCGAAAUGUUAGAAAGCGGAUGAGAUCCACCAGCACGUCGCGGAGCAUGACACAGAAGACACCACCACAAAUGCCAGAUAAUGGUGCUUCUGCAAGGGCUCUCUUACCAGAAUGUACGAUACCAGACGAACAUGCGUUGCAGUUAAAAGAAUGGUUGAGAAACAAUUCUCAGCCCCUAAGCCAGAUAGAGACCUACAUGCAGAACACUGCAGUCAACAGGGCCAAGUGGAUCAGGGACAACAAUUGGACCAUUGAUCAGAUCCUCGAAGAGUUCCCUUGCUUGAUGACCAAAGGCAUGAUUGCACAGGACUUUCUUGUCCUACAUGGGGAUGCUGCAUCAAAGUUAUUUGAAACUUGGCUACCCAUUUAUGCUGACAAGAUUCUGUACCUGGCGAGAAAGGAGGGGAGGCUGACAUUGCCCCUGGAUGGAUUAACACCAGAUGGUGUUGGGGAACUCGCCCUGAGGCAGCUGCCAGCCUUGCUUCCACCGACAACUUCAGACCUGCAAACUUGUUGGUUUUCGGCGACAAUCGCCGUUUUCUUGGUCAAUUGGGUCAUUCACGUGAAUCGUGUAGAACCGGAGAGUUUUUUUUUUGAGGUGGUGGGGGGGGGGUCGGGAGGUUGCCCUUUAUCUGAAUGCCAUGCGGGCUAG